This is a messenger RNA of Closterium sp. NIES-65, 1023 nucleotides long. The record is from the annotation of a GenBank genome assembly. NCBI's taxonomy places the organism in Eukaryota, Viridiplantae, Streptophyta, Zygnematophyceae, Desmidiales, Closteriaceae.
AUGUGCAAACUCAUGCUUCAUCCAGCCCUUUCUUCCCCUCGCCCCCUUUCUUUUCCCUUGCCCACUCUCCUUCCUGCCACCCUCUCUCUCUACGUUUCCUCUGCCGACUCUCCUCCCCUCCUCCCCGCCUUCUCCCUCCUCCCCACUCUCCCCCAACCCCCCCCCCCCCCCGGUCUCCUUCCCCUCGCCCCCUCUUCUUAUCCCCGCCCUUCUCCUCCCCCCUUGGCCACUUUCCUCCCCCCCGCCCCCUUUCUGUUGGAGGCUGCCAGGAAGUCGUCGUGGAGUGGGGCGCUGUUCGGUGCUCCCAGUGACGGCCGGACCAGCAAGCGGCGCGUUGAAGUGACAAAGUUGCUGGCGGAGAGGGUUGCUGGGGGAGAGGGUUGCUGGGGGAGAGGGUUGCUGGGGGAGAGGGUUGCUGGGGGAGAGGGUUGCUGGGGGAGAGGGUUGCUGGCGGAGAGGGUUGCUGGGGGAGAGGCCGUGCAGAUCCACGCCAGCAUGGCAGCCUCGCUGGCAGAGAAGAAGCAGAAGCGUGUGCUGCUUGAGGGGCUCAUGGAUCGGAUCAAGCACAUGCUGCCACCCGCUGACAUGGAUGAGGUGAUUGGAGCAACAGGGAUGGUCUACACCCACGCUGCUGUCAAGCUGUCAGAUCUCUCCCUGACCUUUACCAGGCAGCAAGACAUGUCCCGAUCUGUGAAGCUGCCCAAGGAGAAAAUCACCGACUCAUCCACAUGCUGUGUGCGAGGAUGCGUGCCUGCGUACCGCAUGGUACAAGCCGGUGCUGAAACGUCUCAAAACAUCCCCGCCCUUCCCAUCUAUGACCCCCAUCUGCUUGGUGUGCUGCAGGUGUGUGUGAGGACUGCAUGCGCAGCACCAUGCGACCGCAUGCCAGCUUGCGCAGACCGCAUGGGGCUGCGCAAGCUGGCGCGAGUGGCCGCGGCUACGGCCCCCGAGGAGGCAGUGGAAUCCGAUGGGCAGCGCACGCCGUCUCUUUCUGACGUCCCUCCUUUAAAAGCCACUCUCUGA